Molecule: messenger RNA, 2210 nt
Organism: Colletotrichum scovillei
Lineage: Eukaryota; Fungi; Ascomycota; Sordariomycetes; Glomerellales; Glomerellaceae
Exons: 1
Coding region: 546-1919 (457 amino acids)
Source: RefSeq, a predicted model, not a curated record
GGGAUCGACAUACCCGCUGCCCCAGACUGCCGUUACUCGCGAAUCGCGAACGCAGUAAGCGGGACGGUGCUUCAGGAGAGUGACGAUGUGGACCUCACUUACACUGGCCUUUCUCGACUCCGAUCAAGUUGCCGACACUACGGAUUGGACUGCACGGAGAUCGGUCUCACCGUUCACUAAGAGCUCUGACCUCUGGCAACCUGAACUACGGAUACGAUGGACCACACUUCUGGGAGGUGCUCAGAGCUUGUACGAGGCGCCAGUCGGCCAACGGGUGCCGUAAUACGCUCCAAAGAAGAAAUGUCAGCUCAAUGUGGUCUAAACCCGCGAUGUCAAGAUACGCCGCCACAUAUGAUCGCAACAACAACAACUGUAUAUAACCAGCCCUCAUGUCCAGGCUCAUUUAGUUAUUCUCUCCUCAUCUCAGCAGCUUCGAUCACUUCUCACCUUGAGCAUCACAUUCUCUUCUGAGCCAGAGUAUCUCCUUCAACAACAUUCAUUCAAACUUUCUGCUUCCAGCUCAACGCGAGCCUCGUAUCAUCAACAUGCGUUACUCCUUGAACAUCAUCGCCCUCGCGGCUCUCGCGUCGGCCGCGCCCACCACCACCGCGCCCAUGGACUUCGAUGCCAUCAUGGGUGCCGCUGCACCCACCCUGACUGGACCUCCUGCCCUGGCCACUGGCCAGACUGGCGUCUACGACGCGGCUGCUGCAUCUCAAUCUGCCGCCGCCGCUGUCACCGGCGUCGCUUCUGCCAGUGCCACUCAGUCCGUCGCGGCUCGUGGCCUCGACAAGCGCACUUUCUGCUUCUUUGGCUUCUGCUGGGGAUCUCCCUCCACCACUUCGUCCGCCAAGACUACCUCGAUCUGCACUACUUCCACCACUCCCGCUGCCGUCACCACUCCCAAGACGACCGCUCCUGUCACAACUACGGCCGUGACCACUGCCACUGCCGCUACCAUCACCACUGCUCCCACCGCGCCUUCGACCUGCACCCCGGUCAGCUGGACCAACACCUUCGCGUUCACCACUGCUUCUGGUUGCGCUGAACCUUUCGAGGUUGGCACUUACUGCGGAUUCAUCAACCCUGAGGACCCUUGCGCUGUCCAGCCCGAUGGAUACGGUACUCAGGUCCAGCCCGACACCGUCGAGGCUUUCCAGUCUUUCGCCCAGUUCCACAAGGAGGCUCAGUCGGCCGCCAACCCCUCCGGAUACGCCAACACCUUCAAGGACCUGAGCGCUGCUGUCAACGCCAACAGCUACCUCGGUCUCUACACCCUCAAGAGCUACGACGUCGCCGCCUGCGCUGCCAAGUGUGACGCCACCAACCUGUGCACCGGUAUCAACAUCUACGUCGAGCGUGACCCCUCCAUCAACCCCUCCGGCUGCUCUUGCACCAACCCUGCCUCCAUCUCCAACUACAAGUGCACUCUCUGGGGCUCCGGCGUCGACAAGGCUGCUGCUGUCAACACCGGCCAGACUCGUGAUGGCUUCCAGGUCGUGAUCACCGGCUCCAACGGCUACGAGAAGACCAACACCACCACUCCCACCACUCCCUCCGGCUGGACCAACCCCCAGGGCUGCGGCGGUGUCGUCCACUCCCACCCCAGCACCUGCAUGGGACAGAAGUUCUUCCCCGGUCCGUUCGAUGCCAGCCUCUGCGCUACCUACGCCGCUGCCCAGAACGCCCAGAACUCCAAGUCUGUCGGCCUCAGCUCCUGGGCCAGCUUCCUCGGCUACAGCCCUCUGAAGUGCAACUUCUUCAACGCCUUCAUGGUCAAACAGAACGGUAUUGCCAAGGGUACCUACUGCAGUCUCUUCACUCAGCAGUACAACCCCUCUGCUGCUUCUUACACUCCUUCUUUCUCCGCUGGAUUCUCCUGGAGCAUUGAGAGCUCCUGGUCCUUCUGCUCCAAAUAAGCGGGUUUUUUGACAGAUUCGCCUGCUAUUCGCUCAUUAAUCUAGAAUAUGGUGUUGGUUGUAGACUUUGCAUAGUCCGAAUUGUUGGUCACUUCAUUCGUUAAUACUGUACAUUUCAAGGUCAUGGCAACUAGAGUGGGGGAUUUCUAUCACAUAUUUAAUUUAAUCAACUUUCGUUCUCUACAUUCGUCUCAUUCUUUCUCCGCAAUAUGCCACUAUCUUUGGGAACAUGCAAGACUCAGAAGCAAAAGCCCGUUCCAUUUCUCACAUCAAAUUGAACUAAUCUCAUGC